ACUUGUUAUCGAUUUGAUUACAUUCAUUACUUGACUCAAUCACAAAAAAUAUGGCGUCUGCAACCUUGAAAGAAUAUGCUGUGAGCUAUUUUUUGCCUUUCUACCUCUAUGUCCUGACUGCCUACUGUGAGUUAAUUCCAUACUCCACUUAAGUUUCACUCCAAUUGCUUUUUGGGGUGUUAACUACAACUCCAACCCUCCAGUUCCGCAGCAACUUCUAACAUACAGCCACUAAAUACACACAGAUUUCCUCCUCGUUCUCCUCCGUACCCUCCUCCACAACCCCUCUCGCGCCCUCCCUCUUUCCAACAUAGCCUCGCAAUCCUUCGGCGAAGCAUGGGCCGCCAUCGACGAAGGCGAUCCCUACUCCGGUCCACUUGCCAACAUUCUCCCCGUCCUCUCUACUGCCUCCGGUACAAUACUCGAAGUUGGUCCUGGCUCAGGCGAACAAGUGCGAUUUCUUACAAAUGAACAUGUGGAGAUGGUUUAUGGAGUAGAACCAUGCGAGGUUUUACAUGAGCCAUUAGAGAAGGCGGUGCGGGAGGCAGGGUUGCAGGGAAAAUAUAAGGUCUUGGGAUGUGGAGCUGAGAGGGAGAGUUUGAGUGAGGAGUUGAAGAAUGUGGGCUUGUUGAAGGACGACAAGAAGGGAGGGGUGUCGGGGGAGAUUUUCGAUACGAUUAUUGUUAUCAGGGUUUUAUGCUCUGUGAAUAAUCCGAUGGAUACCAUUGAUUUCUUAUACAAGUUGCUGAAGCCUGGCGGUAGACUAAUCGUCUUUGAACAUAUUAAAAAUCCCUGGUGGCAAGGUACUGGUAGUUUGGUGGCUAGAUGCACGCAGAUUCUGUAUCAAUUGGCUGGCUGGAGCUUCUUCAUGGGCAAUUGCCAUUUGGAUCGAAGGACGGAUGAGUACUUGAAAGCAGCGGGAGAGCAAUAUGGGGGUUGGGAAAAGGUAGAACUGAAGACCGUUGGAGGGUUUGCUGUGAUUCCAUUUGUGUCUGGGGAGUUGGUUAAGAAGAGAUAAUGGCAUAAUGUUGAGCUGUUAUUGCUCAGUUACUGGUCUGUAAGGAGGACAAACGAGACCACUACAUUUUGAGCUGAGUGUAGCAGACAGAUGAAAAUAAUGGGUGUACGCCCUACAAAGGGGCAUAACAAACACUGUAAUAUCAAAUCUUUGCUCCGUGAUGUUUCAUUGUAAGUAGAAAACCUGGGAGUAUAAUCACAAUAGCCAAUCUCGGCCACAACUAUCAUGAAGCAUAUUCAAUAUACGAAAUGAGGAUAGCAGAGAUUUUCUAUUCAAAUCAUACUAACUCAUAAUAUUUAGAACAUCCAGAUGAAUUUGCUUUUAUAUACAUCUCUUCUCGCAUCCCAUUAUUCUCCAGCGUCAGUUACGGAAGCUCGCCCGCAACCAUUCAUUCCAUUUAACUCUCUUCUCCUCUGGCAUGAUCAAAGUACCACGAUAUUUCGAUAUGACUCUGAAGAUACUCUAAAGAGAUAUAAGAAA
Messenger RNA from Sclerotinia trifoliorum, 1498 nucleotides. NCBI's taxonomy places the organism in Eukaryota, Fungi, Ascomycota, Leotiomycetes, Helotiales, Sclerotiniaceae. The record is from the annotation of a GenBank genome assembly.